GCUAUGGCCAGGGAAGACCAGGGUCCGGCGAUUGGGAUUGAUUUGGGAACAUGCUACUCCUGCGUGGCAGUUUGGAAACAUGAUCGGGUGGAGAUCAUACCCAAUGAACUGGAGAGUCGGAAAACACCUUCUUAUGUAGCUUUCAAUGAAACUCACCGUUUGAUUGGUCAUGCGGCCAUGGAUCGGGUAGCCAUGAAUCCUACCAACACUGUUUUUGACUCUAAACGUUUGAUUGGAAGGCGAUUCGACGAUGACUCAGUGCAAGAUGACAUGAAAUUGUGGCCAUUCAAGGUGAUUGCUGACCCUGAUAAUGAGAGACCCAUUAUUGUCGUUACCUACAAGAACGAGGAAAAGCAGUUUCUAGCUGAAGAAAUCUCUUCAAUGAUUCUCAUAAAGAUGAAAGAGAUUGCAGAGGCUUAUUGCGGUUCAGAGAUUAAAAAUGCUGUUAUCACUGUUCCUGCUUGUUUCAAUCACUCGCAACGUCAAGCUACAAUGGAUGCUGGACUCAUUGCGGGCCUAAAUGUGAUGCGUAUUAUCAGUGAGCCAAGUGCUGCUGCUUUUGCUUAUGGACUUGACAAUGAAAAUGGUGGUGGUGAGAAGAAUGUGGUCAUCUUUGAUCUAGGUGGCGGAACGUUGGAUGUCUCACUUCUCACCAUUGAAGAGGGUAUAUUUGAAGUGAAAGCUACAGCUGGUGAUACCAACUUGGGAGGUGAAGAUUUUGACCGUAGAAUGGUGAAGCAUUUCGUUCAAGAGUUCAACACAAAGCAUAAGAAGAAUAUUACUGGAGUUAAGGCUCUUACGAAGUUGUCGACUGCUUGUGAAAGGGCUAAGAGGAUUCUGUCAUCUAAUACUCGAGCAACAAUUGACAUUGAGUCUUUGUACGAGGAUAUUGACUUCUACUCAAACAUCACUCGAGCCAGGUUUGAGGAGCUUAACAUGGACUUGUUCUCGAAGUGUAUAGAGCUUGUUGAGAAGUGUUUGAAGGAUGCUAAGAUGGAUAAGAACAGUGUCCAUGAUGUGGUUCUGGUUGGAGGGUCUACCAGGAUCCUCAAGGUUCAGGAAUUGUUGCAGAACUUCUUCGGUGGGAAGGAGCUCUGCAAAAGGAUUAAUCCUGAUGAGGCUGUUGCCUAUGGUGCUGCUGUUCAGGCUGCAAUCCUUAGCGGUGAGGUUAAUGAGAAGGUGCAGUUGUUGCUGGAUGUCACUCCUUUUUCGCUUGGUUUGGAGACUGCUGGAGAUGUCAUGAAUGUCUUGAUUCCGAGAAACACCACCAUUCCCACUAAGAAGGAGCAGGUGUUCUCGUUCCAACGCGAUAACCAGUCAGUUGUGCUGAUUCAGGUGUAUGAAGGUGAAAGUAUAAGAACCUGUGACAACAACUUGCUGGGCAAAUUCGAGUUAUCUGGCAUUCCUCUUGCUCCUGAGGGAGUUCCUCUAAUCUAUGUGUGCCUUGACAUUGAUGGCCACGGUAUUUUGAAUGUCUCUGCCGAGGAUAAAACCACUGGAAAUAAGAAUAAAUUUACAAUCACCAAUACGGGCUGGCUCUCCAAUGAAGGGAUCAAGAAGUUAGUGCAGGAGGCUAAGAAGUACAAGGCUGACGAUGAGGAGCACAACAUGAAGGUGGAGAAAAAGAAUGCACUGGAGAACUACGCUUAUAACAUGAGGAACUCAUUGAAAGAUGUGAAGGUUUCAGCCAAGGUCCCAUCUGCUCUCAGAAAGGAGAUUGAAGAUGCAAUUGAGCAGACUAUCAAUUGGCUCGAAGGGAACCAACUUGGUGAGGCAGAUGAGUUUGAGAGUAGGACCAAGGAGUUGGAGGGUAUUUGUUACCCUUUCAUGGCCAAGAUGUACCAAGGAACUAGUAGUGAUGAUAAGAGUAAAUAGAUUUAGCAUCUUGUUGUAUUAUGGGUGUC
This is a messenger RNA of Corylus avellana, 1904 nucleotides long. RefSeq names its product heat shock 70 kDa protein 1-like. NCBI's taxonomy places the organism in Eukaryota, Viridiplantae, Streptophyta, Magnoliopsida, Fagales, Betulaceae. The record is from RefSeq and is a predicted model, not a curated record. Gene Ontology annotation, molecular function: ATP binding; ATP-dependent protein folding chaperone.